AUGUCUUCAACAAUCCCGAUUCAUUUCAACUUCAAGCCCUCCAGUUUUCUGCAACACCAUAGUCGAGUGGUGGUUUUUUCAGUUAAGAAGUCGUUGAGCACCGCCGUUUCCCCCAGAAACCCACAUGGCCGUUACUGUUAUCGUCGUGAUAUAGUCAGAAAUCCCGUGCUAUGCUGUGUCUCGACAAGGGCCUGCAGCGAUGAUGGUGGGGGUGAGGUUUUUGUGACCCAAGAAGAGGCUUCUGCUUCUGAUGUUGACACAUUAAAGAGCAGAUCGUCUCGCUCUAAUGAUGGUUAUGUGGCAUUAUUUGUUCGGAUGCUUGGGUUAGACAAUGACCCUCGUGACAGAGAACAGGCCGUCGUUGCACUCUGGAAGUAUUCUCUUGGAGGAAAGCAGUAUGUUGAUAACAUCAUGAAAUUUCAUGGCACUAUCAAUCUCACCUUGAAUCUUCUGAAAUCAGAGUCCGAUUCUGCAUGUGAAGCAGCUGCUGGUCUGUUGAGGAUGGUAUCCUCAUUUAAUGUAUACAGAGAUUCAGUGGCCGAGACUGGUGCUAUAGAAGAGAUAACUGGCCUGUUGAGACGAUCUUCCUUGUCUCCUGAUGUGAAGGAGCAGAGUUUAUGCACAUUGUGGAAUUUGUCUGUGGAUGAGAAGGUCAGAGCAAGAAUCACCAACUCUGAGCUCCUACCUAUACUUAUAAAGUUCUUGGAGGAUGACAAUGUAAAAGUGAGGGAAUCUGCUGGCGGAGUUUUGGCUAAUUUAGCGCUUAGCCAGUCAAAUCACGAGAUAAUGGUUGAAGCAGGUGUUAUUCCAAACCUGGCAAAGCUAUUGAAUGCUGAAGUGGAGGAAUCUAAAGUUGUUAGGAAAGAAGCAAGAAACGCAUUAUUGGAACUCAGUAGAGAUGAGUACAAUAGGAUACUUGUCAUGGAGGAAGGUCUCGUUCUGGUUCCUUUGGUCGGUGCUGAUGCCUACAAGUCUUUUAGACCAGCUUUGUAUUCAUGGCCUUCUUUGCCUGAUGGCACAAAGAUUGAACUGGGUUCAAAAGGCCCUUCUAGAUAUGGUGCUUCAGAACUACUACUUGGAUUAAAUAUUCAAGAUAGGAAUUUAGAUUUGGAGGAGGCAAAGAUGAAUGCGGUAGUCGGAAGAACUCAACAACAGUUCCUUGCCCGCAUUGGCGCAAUAGAAAUGGAAGAUGGUAAUAAACCCAACAGUGAAGAAGGGAGCUCGAGUCAGAGGUUUACUCUUUUGCCUUGGACGGAUGCUAUUGCUCGAUUGGUUUUGAUUCUUGGACUUGAAGACGAGUCGGCAAUUACUAGAGCUGCACAAUCAAUUGCAGAUGCAUCCUUCAACGAACGUAUGCGGUUCUCAUUUAUGGAAGCUGGUGCUAUCAAGCAUCUUAUUCGGUUAAUUAAUCAUCCCAGUAGCGCCGUUAGAUCGGCUGUAAUUCUGGCUUUGUACAGGCUAUCCAUCAGCGAUCGUGUUUGCCUGAAAAUUGAAGCGGAAGGUGUUUUGCACCCUCUAGUUUAUUUGCUGAAGCAGUCAGAAUCAGCAACCUCGCAGGGCUUGAUGGAAAUGAUUGUGAAUAUUCUAAGUCGGAUUUUAGACCCUAACAAAGAAAUGAAAUCAAAGUUCUAUGAUGGACCAGUAAAUGGUUCAGAAAAGGGAAUGGAUGCUACUGCAAUUCCAACAUCUGAUGGCAAUGAGACAAUUGCAUGCGAAUCAUCUUCCAGCACUAAUGGGAGAGAGCUUGUGGAGCCCACUGUUCUUAGUCGCCUCGUGGAUAUCUUGAAGAAAUCAAACCUGGAUUUACGAAGAAAAGUUGCUUCAAUCCUCGAGUUCAUUGCAGUGAGUGAGUCUUGCGUGGAACAGAUCAUCUCGGCUGACAUAGAAUCUGGUCUAGAAGCCGUUUUUCGACUAAAACCUUUGACAGAAAAAGGACAUGGUAUUGAUGAUGAGAAGCCAGAACUGCAAUCACUGGAACUUGAAGAAGCCGGCCAAGCAGUAUCUGCAGCAUCGCGAUUACUUGCAAGGUUGCUCGAUUAUGAUCUCUUUCGUCGAACUAUUAAUCCUCUCCACUUCACCAAAUUGCUUCGUGCCGCCCUCAUGUCCGGCAUUCCUCUUCACAACAAGGACUGGGUUGCUGCUUGCCUAGUUAAAUUAAGCUCUUUGUUAGGUCCCAAUCUCGACCUUGAGAAUCCAGUCAACAUUGAAGUAACCCUAUACGAAACAAUCCCAAGAUUGAUAGAACAAAUUAAGAGCUCGUACUCUACCGAGGUUCAAGAAGCCGCUGUUUUAGAACUCAACCGAAUAAUAUCCGAAGGGUUGGUGGAUUCUACUCAAGCUGUUGCAGCCGAGGGGGCAAUAUUUCCACUGGUGGAACUGCUCGAAUCCGGGACCGAAAGAGCUGUUGAAGCUGGCUUAACUAUACUGUAUAAUUUAAGCAUGAAGAGUGAAAAUCAUGCAGCCAUUAUCUCUGCAGGAGCAGUUCCUGUAUUGAGAAGAAUCGUUCUUUCAGAAAGGUCAAACUGGAUGCUUGCUCUUCGUUUGCUCAGAACUUUACCUACAUGA
Molecule: messenger RNA, 2565 nt
Organism: Fraxinus pennsylvanica
Lineage: Eukaryota; Viridiplantae; Streptophyta; Magnoliopsida; Lamiales; Oleaceae
Source: the annotation of a GenBank genome assembly